UUACGAUAUUUCCCAUUUGGCUUCCACAGCACUGAAUUUUAGCAGCCGAUUCUAACAGUUCGCCUUAGGUCUAUUGCCUUUAACGCGCCUUUAAAAUGGAUGUUGUUGGCAACGUUAUGGAACCAGACGACCGGGUGCCUGUACUGGCUCAUCCAGAGUACAACCUGGAAAUGCCUAAAAAUGCCACAGCGUUUAUGAGAAAAAUGUCCGAUGACAAGAGCAGGCAGUGCACUUUCCAACUGCCAACUUCUCUGUACGCUAACAGCCUUUUACCUGUCCUGACCCGGGAACUGAAGAAGAGCGAGCCGCAUCCCUGGAUGGUGGUUGGUCCGGAGAGCCAUUAUGCUACAAAUUCGGGCAGGAUGGACCUUGCCGUCCAUGUCUCGCCUAGUGGCAGGGCACAGUUCGGCGACUCGCUCGUGGCAUGGAUACAUGAAAGUAAGCCUGGUUUCGUUUGGGUCGACCAGGCAAAUGGAAAGAAAGAGAAGUUCCUUCACGCUGAAAGCCGACGUAUUAACGCAGGCGAGCAACUACGGGAGCGAUUUUGCGAAGAGAAUUUGGUGGGCGCGCUCUGUGAUUACGACUGGGACUGCCUUUGGGGCUCCUCUGGCGCCGGCAUCGAUUGGGCAAUCUGGUAUAUGGAUCCCAACAAACGGACCAUUUACCGAGUGUUUUGCCCGACCGACGAGACCGCUGCCUUAGAUCCAAAUGAAGUGAAUCGUCAUUGCGUGUAUCCGCUUGAAUUCUGGAACUUCGAUGUCCAGUCCUCGCACUUUCCUUUGGCACUUUGCUACGCUCAUAAUAGCAUCAUGGAACAACUGGCGACGCUGAAAGUCAAACCGCAAGAGGACCUGGACGCGCUUAACAUGAGGGAAUUAGAAAGUGUGGUUGGAGGGAGCGCAGUGCCUCAGUCAGACAAAGAACAGAGCGGCACCCACUCUGCGGACUUCAUGGACGAUGAAAAUGUGAGUGACGAAGAGGACGAAAGUGAAACAGAAAGUAUGGAUGUGGGCGAUACGGAUUACGAGGACUUUGAGGAUGAUCACAGCCGAUCAUCGGAGGAGGAUAAAAUUGAAAAGGAUCCCUGGGCCGAGAGUGCUGAAAGCCGAAGAGGAGUCGCAGGAUCGAAAUAAAAACGCAGGAUCGAAAUCUGGACGUGGGAAACGAUCUGCGGGUUCGUAAUUUUCUGUGGCAGGCUGUUAGGAUUUUUGUUUUGCCAGCCGGUUUGCUUUUUUUGACACAUGUUGUCAUUGUCGCUUUCGUAUGCAUUUCAAGUUGUGCCGUUACGGCCCUUCCCUGAUGACGAAUAUGGUCACUUGUGAGUCGUGGGUGAUGUGAUUGAGCAAGCGCUGUGCCGCCUCUGUGCGAUCCCAGGCUCAGAUCAUACUGAUGAUAGUAAUAGUCACACUUUUGGCACUCUAAGCGGUAUGGAGCCAG
This is a messenger RNA of Paramacrobiotus metropolitanus, 1437 nucleotides long. RefSeq lists its product as uncharacterized. NCBI's taxonomy places the organism in Eukaryota, Metazoa, Tardigrada, Eutardigrada, Parachela, Macrobiotidae. The transcript is spliced from 3 exons. The record is from RefSeq and is a predicted model, not a curated record. The coding region runs from base 96 to 1133 and encodes 345 amino acids.